This is a messenger RNA of Spirodela intermedia, 2841 nucleotides long. NCBI's taxonomy places the organism in Eukaryota, Viridiplantae, Streptophyta, Magnoliopsida, Alismatales, Araceae. The record is from the annotation of a GenBank genome assembly.
AUGUCUUAUCAAAAGGAAGUCAGGUGAGUUGAGGAUUUUCAUGGAGCCUCCAAUCCCUAGGGUUGAUUGAGAUGAAAAUCCUCUCAUCUGUUCAUCCCUUUUUCAGAUACACUUCUCAUUCACUCUCUCCUCUACAUAGACGGAGCAGAUCGAGAUCUAUGUCACGGGACAGGAGUCGCUCCCGGUAAAGUUCAAAUAUUUGAUGCUAAAUCAGUAAUUAGACUGACUCUCGAAUCUUACCGGCUAGUUUCAUUUCAUUUAUACACCAACGUAGGAGCCGAGAUUCUGCGACUGCAAACAAUCCUGGGAACAACCUGUAUGUUACUGGGUUAUCUACCCGUGUGACCAGCAGCGACCUUGAGAAAUAUUUCAAUAAGGAAGGAAAGGUACUCCUUUAUGUCCUCACCAUUUUGUUAUCUAUUUUACCGAAAAAUAAAAUAAAUAGAGGUAAUUACCAAGGAUGAGAAAGAACCAUAAUUUCUACAAGUUUUCUUUGGGGCUCGAGAGAUGGAAUAGAUAGUGCCCCAAAAGUGGUUAACUCGCCGCUGGGGAAUUCACACAAAAGGGUACGAGGGAUUCUCAACGAGAAAAGUGCUCUCUGAACCGUUGUUUCCAUUCUGGAGAAUAGUAUCCAUUUGACUGGACACCAUCGUGGCAGACCGAAAGGGUUUGGCCAUGCGUAUUAUUUUUCUUGGCAGAGGUUGGAAAAAGGAGUUUUUAGUAAGAGAGUUUUAUCGUCCAAACUGGGUUGAAAAAUUCACAUCCAAAUUCAAUAUAUUUCAAGUUUGUAAAUUAUUAUAGUUUCAUGAAUGAUCAUUCUAGAAUUUCGUUGCCCAGGUCGUAGAAUGUCACGUGGUAACUGAUCCUCGCACCAGAGAAUCCCGUGGCUUUGGAUUCGUGACGAUGGGUACCUUGGAGGACGCCAACCGGUGUGUGAAAUACCUCAAUCGCUCAGUGCUUGAAGGCCGGCUAAUCACUGUGGAGAAGGUAAUAUGAAGCUUCGCCCGUGGAUGAUUUUGGGGAUAUGCCAGGAGAUGAAUAAUUUUAUGUCAGUAUUUUAUUUCCAAAGUAUUGCCUGAUUAUUUUUGACAUCAGGUCUGCUGUGUGUGUCUCCAUCGAACUCUCAUCGAUCUAUGAACUUAGACAGUCUGAACCACCCCUUUAUCGACAUGAGCUCAGCAUCGACUAUUUUACCAAGAUUGUAUGCCCAGUAUGCCUUUCUCUUUGCAAAGGAUGCAAUGCCUCGCUGAUAUGAUCUUCAUGGAGCAUUGGGUACUAUUGGAUUAGCAAUGCCUGCACGAUAAUACUCUUCCGUUGGUUAAAUAUGUGAUAUAUUAAUAUUGACUCAGGUAGUAAUUUAUUAAUUUCUGGGAGGAGGAAAGUGUUUCUCAGUGUCCAUAUCGUAUGAGAAAUGUAUUGGUCCUAUUUGAUGAGUUUGAUUUCAUUCUUGUGAGGUUAAUUUGAAUAGGUAGUGGCUGUAAUAUCAAUUUUUCGGAGAAAUUAUUGGCAAGACCCUCAAUUAACGUCCAUGUUGCUUUUGAACCCGGGUUUUUCCACAGGCUAAGAGGAAGCGGGCAAGGACGCCAACUCCUGGAAAAUAUCGUGGUGCGAGGGAAAGAAGAGGUAUGCAUUGAUCUUCCUUCUGAUGAUUGUGGCUCAAUAUAUGGCCUUUCUAUUGAGUUGCAAGAGGAGAAGGCAAAAAUAAAAAUAAUAAAUGAUGACCCGAAAAUAGUGGAAAUCAGAUAAUGGUAUACCUUCGGUGGAGAAUGCAGUUAAUUAUGGCAUGUAAUGUAUUUCAUACGUCCAUGGGGUUUCUUUAAUGAUGUGGUCCGUGAUUUGUGUUGUGAUAAAUUGGGGUUUUAUUUAUAUGUUCAAUAAGCGUUGGGAGAUUGCCAAGAAAAAUAAAAUGAAUAAUGACCCAAAGGUGGUUGGAAGCAGGAAAAGGAUACUUUCCUUGGUUAAUAAUGUCUUUAAUUGUAGCAUGCAAUGCAUGAAAUUUGAUUCCAAGUUUCAUGCCGACCCAUCAUUUGUUUUGCAUAACUUGGAGUUUCGUAUCAUAUUCAAUAAGUUUUGGGGAAUACAAAAGCAAAUAAGUAAAUAAGAGAAGAGAUAACCCUCAGGUGGUGGGAAGCAGGAAAGAUCGAUUGAAAUCAUUUCAAUAGUAUUCUUGCCGUGGUGAAUGCAUUUAAUUAUGGGAUGGAAUGCGUAGAAUCUGAUUCAAAGUUUCAUGCUGAUCCAAGGGUUCUUUAAUUGCGCUGCAAUGAUCUGCGUUGCAAUAACCUGAGUCUUUGAUACAUUCAAUAAAAUUGAUAGCAGACUCUCUGUGAUGAAUGCAUUCGAUCGUAGCAUGGAAGAGCCUUUGUUAAAUAAAAUAAAUAAAUAAAUUCAGAAGCGCAGCAUUAUUCUAUUAUGUAGCAAAUCAUUUUAUUCUCCUUUUUCUCUUCCCUCCAUGUUAGGAUGUUGGUGGGAGGGUGUAGAGUCGCCGGAAUUCGGGAAUAUUUUCAGCCCUUCAUUCAGAUUGUUCAUCCCCUUUCUGAUUUUCUGUACCCUAAUUCGGUUUUUUUAUAAAACUCGGAUCUUUUCAUCUCAUCCUCCUCUCCUCGCUGCGCAGGCAGUACCCGGAGGCGAUCCCGGAGCUACUCUCCCUACCGGUCGCGAGACAGGGGUCGCUCUCGCUCCAGAGAACGGUCGCGCUCCAGGGACCGGUCGCGCUCCAGGAACAGGUCCCGCUCGCGGGGCCGGCGGGAGAGGUCCCGAUCGCCGUACCGGAAAGACGCCCACCGGCGGCAGCGGGAUCGGUCGCGCUCGCCGGGCGGCCGUGGGAAUUCCAGAUCGGACUAG